AUCGUGUCUCUCUCUGUGGUGUCUCUCUCUUUUUCGGUUCAUUAGUCAUUAACCUUUGGACCUUAUAUUUUUAACUGAGUGCGGAUAUAUAGAACGGAGAUAAAACAAUUUUGCACUUUUGCUGUGUUCAUGCUCACGAGGUUAGCAAAAGAAAUCAAAUAUGUUUAUAAUAAAAACUGUUGAACGGUUAAUAUUUCGUGCAAAGCCGGGUGCCAGGUGUUUUUCAACUGUUGACAGUUCAAAGGAGAACCCUAUCGUAACAGUGAAACAAGGGAAACUGAAAGGUGCAGUCAACAAGUGUCUAGAUGGAUCCCCUUACUACAGCUUCAAAGGCAUUCGCUACGGCCAACCACCCAUUGGAGAGUUGAGAUUUAAGGCACCAUUACCCGUGAAACCAUGGACGGGUAUACGUGACGCGAUCGAGCACGGUCCAGUCUGCCCUCAAUUUGACAUGAGCAUUGUAGAUAUCGUGGAAGGAAACGAAGACUGUCUCAGUUUAAACGUAUACACGAAGUCAUUACAACCCAGCUCCAAACUACCCGUGAUGGUCUACAUUCACGGAGGCGCUUUCUUGUCAGGAUCUGGUAAUUCUGAAACUUACGGCCCAGAAUUUUUCUUCCAGCACGAUGUGAUCUUAGUCACAAUAAACUAUCGACUUGAAGUACUAGGUUUCCUAAGUCUAGACACUCCUGAAGUUCCCGGUAACGCUGGUAUGAAGGACCAAGUUCUAGCUUUGAGAUGGGUAAAAGAAAAUAUAAGCACUUUCGGAGGAGACCCUGACAAUAUUACUUUAUUUGGAGAGAGUGCUGGUGCCGCCUGUGCAAUUUUGCACAUGCUCUCGCCAAUGUCGCAAGGACUGUUUGAUAGAGUAAUAACGCAGAGUGGUAACUGUUUAUCCUACUGGUCGAUAUUCCAUGAGCCCGUAGCACGAGCAUUUAGAGCUGCUAAAGCAUUAGGUAAAGAAGCAAAGGAUACCAAUGAACUACUAAGUUAUCUGAGAGAAUUCCCUGCUGUUGAACUAGCGAGGCUUUCAAUCCAAACAAGGACAACGGACGAGAAAUACAGGGGUUUACCGAUUUACUUUACUCCAACAAUAGAAAAAAAGUUUGAGGGCCAAGAACAGUUCUUAACUGAAGACCCAUUAGACUUGUUAAUGGCAGGCAAAAUAAGUAAAGUGCCCAUGAUAAUUGGUUACAACUCCGCGGAAGGAUUGUUGAUGGUCAACGACCAUGUAAAGAAGAUAAAAACCCUGAAUGAGCAGCCAUCAUACUUUGUUCCCAGAGAUAUAGCCACGAAGGUGUCCAAGGAAACGUUAGAUGAAUUAGGACAGAGAAUAAAGAAGUUUUAUUUUGGUAACAGAGAUAUGACUCCAGAAGACCGUCAAGCCAUAGUAGAUUUGCAAACAGAUAUAAAUUUCACGUACCAAACUCACAGAUUUAUACAUUUCUUUCAAAAGUUUGCUCCAGUGUACUUGUAUAAGUUUGAAUAUUGUACAGAGUUGAACGUUGUGAAAAGUGUCUUCGGAUUGGAUAGUGUGAAGGGCAGCUGCCACGCCGAUGAUCUGUUUUAUUUCUUCCAUAGCGAAGUCAGUAGAAGUAUUUAUGAUGAAAACGAAAAACUGAGAAAGGUCAUUUAUCAACUGACCAAGUUUUGGACAGAUUUCGCAAAGACUGGAAAUCCAACACCAACGAAAGAGGUCGUGGAAUGGCUGCCGUGCUCACCAGCAAAUAAAGAAUAUUUAAUUCUAGACGAAGAGUUGAAACUAUCAAAUAAUUUAGAUAAGGAAAGAGUAGAUUUCUGGAACAAAAUCUACGCAGAUGUCGGUUUGCCCGCAAUUACUAAGUCCAAUUUAUAAUAGGGUAUUAAAAUAUGUUAAUAGAGUAUUCGACAGUUGUGAAGUAUUUUUAUAAAUCAUUGAAAAUAUCAUACGGAAAUUGUAUCAAUAUGGUAAUACUUAUGAAAGGUUAAAAGAAGACCCUUUUCAUAGGUUCAAAGAAGAAUCUUCCACUAAAGAGAAGUAUGUAACAGAUAUUCGGUACCAUAUAGUGACUCAUUAACUAUAGUAAAUUAAAAAGUUUUUAAUUAAAAUCAACAAUUAUAUGAAUGGUAAAGGGUGAUAUAGUAGGUACUGAUUUUAUACUAUAGUCUUAGUUGCCAAAAGCGAUAGUGGCGCCACACUUAAAUAUUACUAGUUUGUAAAGUUUUUGUGUAAAAUGUGUCUCGUCUUCAAAGUGUAAUAAGAAAAUUCUCUAACAUAAUACUUCGGUAAUGGUAUGCCGUAGGAUUUGUAUAAAUACACUUGCGUUUGAUAACGGUGGACGUGCAAUGUUUCCCAUUUGUGGUCUGUUUCCACAAUCGAUCUUUGAUCUUUUUUGAUAAAGAUAAUGUCGAUUACGAUGAAACCUCCAUCUAAAACAUGAACAUUAUUGGUAACCAGUAUUUAAAAUCACGAAUAGAUGCAUUUUUCACCAUCAAGGCUUUUAUCUUAUAACCCGACUGUUUCUAGAAGGGUUAUGCAUUUCAUUUUACACUUGUUUGGUGCUGGAUAUUAUAUAGUAAACUGAAUUGCAGUAACAAAAAAUUACGAGAGAAAAGCUCUACUAGUUUUGAGUCACAGAGGGACUCUUCCUUAUGAGCAGCGUCCGCGGUCGGAGCUGAAUUUUGAUAUUACAAUUCAGUUGCCAUUUGUGCCUUAUAAGAUUACAUUGAAUAAGUUUCUUUUGGAACCUGUUUAUUUAGAUUUAAUAUGCAUUUUAUACUCCAAAGGUAUAGGGUAUUAAAUACAUUCAUUGUUAUUAAAUUUGAGACCCAUUUUUCGCCAUUUAUUUUCAUAAAUUGGUAUUAUGAACGUAGCUAUAAACACAUUUAAUUAUACUAUAGAAUAGAAUCGGGCGUUACUUUGUGGAAAUCAAUGCUACAAAAAUAAUUAAUUAAAUAAUUUUUAUUCCGCUAAAGGAAUGAAUUUGCAGCAUGCUAUAUGUAUAAACACUCAUGCAGCAGAGAUGCGAAAAACGAACACGACAUUAUGUUUCGCUCCUCCAUGGAGCGUCCUCAGUAGUCGUUGACUCGGCAGCUCGAAUGAAUUCGAAUACGAAAAAUUAAAAGUUUACAUACAUAUACAUAUCUAUACAUAACCUCACACCUGUCUCCCAUGGGGCUGGUAGAGACUAAUGAUUUAAUGCAUUUGGUUUUUAAUUUUUGGAUGUUAUUUAUUUAUUCACUUGAUAUAUAUCCCCAAAGUUUAUACAAAACUAGUUUCUAAACAUCGGAAAUAAGGUCUAAAAUGAGAUAGUGGAAAGUGGUCACCGGUGACUGCUUGGGAGUUGGGGAUUGAUCAGUUGUUUGUAAACAUACACUGCACAAGAGAUAGUCUAAGAAUGAAAGACUAAGCAGAAAAGUAAUCAAAUAAUACUUUGUGAAAACAAUAACAUUAUGGAAGCUUCUUAGUACUAUUGUAUAGGCUUAGAAAACAUUGUAAAUAUUUUAUAAGUAUAAAUAUAGGAGAAAAUGCUUUUAUAUAUGAGAUAUUUAUUUUUAUUAGCUGAUCUGGUAAACUUCGUACCGUCUACAGUUUUCUUUCUCGCCUUCUACACCUUCCCUGGACUUUAAGGAAAUUUUCAAGACCAAAA
Molecule: messenger RNA, 3629 nt
Organism: Spodoptera litura
Lineage: Eukaryota; Metazoa; Arthropoda; Insecta; Lepidoptera; Noctuidae
Product: juvenile hormone esterase
Source: RefSeq, a predicted model, not a curated record